AUGAAGCAGCCAAAGGUUACAAUUGACAAGAAACGCCAGUUAUUUUGGCGUAAUGUGGUCAAACAAUUCAAUUUCACGGAUCAAUUGGAGCGAGAGAUGCUGUUGUCACUUACGGGAGGCAUUUGCUGGAUGCACAUGCAAGGACUUCCGAUGUACUUUAUCUGUCGCCAUCGAGAGAUCUAUCACCUUAUUUCUACGCCAGAGUAUGAGCGCUCGGGGGCUAUUGGACGUGACGUCACACGCACUUUCAGUAUCUUUGAAAGAAGUCAUGAUAAUCAACUGGAAGCACAACAAAAUGCGCUCUUUCGAGUUCUUAACGCAAUUGCAGAAGCUGAGAAUGGAUACUGUCAGGGUAUGAAUUUUAUUGCAGCGCUCUUCUUAGUUGAAGGGCUGUCAGAGGCUGACGCCUAUGCACUGUUCCUUUACAUGCUCAAAAAGCGUCAUCUAGCGGGAAUUUAUCAUCGCAGUUCCACGUUCUUGGACGAGUAUCUUCAGCACUUUGAACAAAUGUUUAUUCGGGACUUGCCGAUGCUUCACGCACACAUGUUGGCGCAAGGCUUUAUCAUCCCCAUGUACGGCAUCGAAUGGUUUACAACACUGUUUUCGCUGUCGACCAAGAUAGACCUUGCGUGCGCAAUAUUUGAUCUCUUCUUUGUCGGCGUGCAGGACAUUUUCUUGCGAGCAGGUCUAGCCAUGCUCAAGCUCCUGGAGCCCAAGCUCAUGUGCAUGACGUCUGAAGACUUUUUGCGCGAAUUCAAGCCUCUGAUACGAGAGCUGGAUCCGUAUCAGGUUAUUUUACAAGCCCUCGCACUCCAACCAAACCACAAAAUGCACCGCGAGGACACGACUGUGUAUGUAUCUCGCGAGCAUUUUAUUCGAACAAUGGGCACUACUCCUUCUUGCAGUGAUACGAGCGCUUCAAGCAGUGAUAACAGUUGUGCAGAUGGUGACGAAGGAUUUGCCGCUGUCGAUAGCUUUGGAUUGCAUCGAACGCUACCACCCGAGAUGGCAGAGGCAAUUCGAUUAGGAAAUGGUUCACUUGUGCGUCGAUUGUGGGAAGAGCACAUGAUUCGCCGUCACCACAGCACUGACGCUAGUAUCGUACUAGCCAACGAAAUUCUUCACUUCGCUAUCUGGCAUGGGCAGGUGCCGGUUGCUUGCUUUGCGAUCGAUCACUGUAACGCUAAUGUUGACAAUCGGGACGAUGUCGGUCUUACGCCUUUGCAUUUUAGCGUAAUUCGAAAUCAGCCCGACAUGAUACGGCUACUGCUUGCUUACGGUGCGCGUAUGCAGGAGACAAGCAUGCAAAGGCUUUCGCCGUUAGAGUUGGCACAUUGCUGGAAGCGGCGUGACACGACAGCGGCACGCCUUGUAUUGGAGAAACAAGAGGUGUGUUUGUACUGCAACACGAAGUUUGACUUCCUGGCCCUUGAGACAGCAGUGUGUGGCCACUGCGAAUUCCGAUUCUGCUGUAAACCACAACAUGCUCUUUGUAUUUUUAAGCACCAGUGCCCAAAAGCUAGCUGCGUUCGACAGGCUCAAGGAUUUGGAUAUGAUCGUCGGCUGUCUGACCGAACGAUUGCGGCAUCCAACAUUUGCAAUGAAGAUUCGGAACGGAACAACGGAGAGGAUUCAGCUCAAGAUAUGACUAAUGGAUGCAAGGGCCGAUCAAGAGGCUCGAGCACGUCAUCCGCGACGUCUACGUGUACAUCAACGUGUACGUCAACGUCCCGUGAAGUUGAAAAUAGUGUUACACUAAGUUGCGGCAUGCCCGAACUCUCUUCGAUCGAGUUUGUGAGCUCUUCAGCGUUAUGUGGCUCACCAAUGGCGAUAUCGUGGCUAGAGUCACCUCGCUUUGACGACACUGCUUCAGAGACCGUCGGCCAAGCGCUGACUGACCAAGAGACUGGCACUUUUGAAGUUUGGGAGACCGACAGACUAACGUUUCGUGCAUCCUGGCAAGCCCAACGCCCUUUUCUCGAGCUUCCUGAUCGCCCAGAAUGGUACUGCAAUGCUCGUGAAUGCCACUUUGUCUUCACACUAUUCUCGCAAGCCGCCAAGUGCUUGCGGUGUGACGGAUACUUUUGCUCCAAGCAUGUCGUCAAUGGUGACACCAGACGCUGCUUUGACUGUCGGCGAGAUGUUUUCAGCUCUCCCCACUCACACACAACUACCGGACAUUAA
This is a messenger RNA of Peronospora belbahrii, 2184 nucleotides long. Lineage: Eukaryota; Oomycota; Peronosporomycetes; Peronosporales; Peronosporaceae. The record is from the annotation of a GenBank genome assembly.